Hypoxylon trugodes is the source of this 2326-nucleotide messenger RNA. RefSeq lists its product as uncharacterized. The transcript is spliced from 2 exons. Lineage: Eukaryota; Fungi; Ascomycota; Sordariomycetes; Xylariales; Hypoxylaceae. The record is from RefSeq and is a predicted model, not a curated record. Gene Ontology annotation, biological process: intracellular calcium ion homeostasis; calcium ion transmembrane transport. The coding region runs from base 340 to 2211 and encodes 623 amino acids. Gene Ontology annotation, cellular component: membrane; intracellular membrane-bounded organelle. Gene Ontology annotation, molecular function: ATP hydrolysis activity; ATP binding; P-type calcium transporter activity.
ACGCUCGUCUGGUAUGGGACGGAGGUCGAUGUGGCAGAAAAUCAUAGCUCGAGUAUUCAGAUUCGCAGCGAGGUAUGGAUCGCAAGCGUAGCCGCUGUCGUGCUUGCUAUCGGUACAGUGUGUUGGUCAUGGUGGUGGAAUUGGAGGGAGCGGAGGCGGUCGAUGAAAAGGGGCACUUCUUUAAAGACUCGGUCGUAAUUGCGCCGUCGUGGCUAGGGAAUUCGUGGUGUCGAGAAGAAGGAAAGCGCGUGUGGGCGGUGUAAUCUGUACCUAGGCAAUGUUUUCCUUGCGUAAUAUCUCGUGACCUGGGAGCACGGCCUUUCAAUCACGUGCUCGCAUAUGACUUUUAUUGGAUCAAAGACGGAGACCGCGUUGCUGGAAUAUGCCAAGGCUUAUCUCGGAAUGGGACCAGUGAGCGAAGAGCGAUCAAAUGUGAAAACGCUACAGCUCGUUCCUUUCGAUUCCGGCCGAAAAUGUAUGGGUAUCGUGGUCCAGCUGGAGAACGGCGCAGCUCGCUUGUACGUGAAGGGAGCAUCGGAAAUUAUGCUUAGGAAAUGCUCAUCAAUCAUCCGCGAUCCUACCCGAGACUCGUCAAGCGCGCCUCUCACAAUUGACGACAAGGAGGCCGUCAAAGACCUUAUCGAAAACUACGCAUCUAGGUCCUUGAGAACUAUCGGAAUCAUCUAUCGUGACUUUGAAAGAUGGCCCCCGCGGAACGCUAAGCGUGCCGAAGGCGAUCAGAACGAAGUUAUUUUCGAGGACAUCUUCAACAACAUGACCUUCGUUGGUAUGGUUGGCAUCCAAGACCCCCUCCGCGAAGGAGUCCCGGGGGCGGUCAAGCGGUGUCGGAGAGCUGGUGUUGUUGUUCGCAUGGUUACUGGCGACAACAAACUCACGGCCCAGGCCAUCGCGAGAGAGUGCGGCAUACUGGAUAGAGAAGGCUUAAUUAUGGAAGGACCGGAAUUUCGGAAUCUUAGCAAGUUCCAGCAGAACGAAAUUAUCCCGCGCCUUCGCGUGUUGGCACGCUCUAGUCCCGAAGAUAAGCGUAUUCUCGUGCGUCGUCUCAAAGAUAUGGGUGAGACCGUUGCGGUUACGGGCGACGGUACAAAUGACGCGCCUGCUCUGAAGCUCGCAGACGUGGGGUUUUCCAUGGGCAUUACUGGUACUGAAGUAGCAAAGGAGGCAUCCGCGAUCAUUCUUAUGGAUGACAACUUCACCAGCAUCGUGAAGGCCCUAAAAUGGGGCCGAGCUGUUAACGAUGCCGUCAAACGAUUCCUGCAGUUUCAGCUUACGGUCAACGUCACAGCCAUCGUCUUGACCUUCGUCACGGCAGUCUCUAGCAGUGAUGAAGGCUCUGUACUGACAGCUGUUCAGCUUCUGUGGGUUAACCUGAUCAUGGAUACUCUUGCGGCCCUCGCUCUCGCCACGGACCCUCCUCAAGAUGGCUGUUUGGACCGCAAGCCGGAACGGAGAGGUGCCAGUAUUAUUUCGAUAACGAUGUGGAAGAUGAUCAUAGGGCAGGCGAUUUAUCAGUUGGCAGUCACAUUUAUUCUCUACUAUGCUGCAGGCUCUACUGGCAUAGCCACGAACAACGAUCAGCGCAACACCCUAGUUUUCAACACCUUCGUGUGGAUGCAGAUCUUCAACCAGUGGAACAAUCGUCGUUUGGAUAACCACUUCAACAUCUUCGAAGGCCUGUUACAGAAUUGGUACUUUAUCAUCAUCAACUUUGCCGUGUCCGGUGCCCAAGUCCUUAUCAUUUUCGUUGGUGGAACUCCAUUCAGUAUCUCUCCCACGAAACCUCCACAGACAGGUCCUCAGUGGGCGUGUGCAAUUGUCCUGGGUGUUAUUUCCAUUAUAAUUGGCGCGGCAAUCCGUCUGAUUCCGGACGAGUUGAUCAGCAGAUGCAUUCCGGAGUUCCUGAAGAAGAAGCGCGACAUCCCUGGAUUGGCGGUAUCAGACGAAGAGAGAUUCAACGAUUACCCCGAGGCCCUUGCUAAUGUAAGAGACGAGCUCGCAUUCGUCAGGAAGCUCAAGGGUGGUCGUCUGAACAACUUGAAAUUCGCUGUCCAACACCCUCGCAAUUUCAUAAAGACGAGAAGUCCCUUUCACUCUAGGUCGAAUUCGAUGAGAGCCCCACAGACUCCGACAGGUGAAGACAGCUUCAGCGUCCCCUCACCAGCGCCGACAGGAAACGAUCUAGAUCCAUGAGGCCGCGGUCAAGUUCCGCAUUAGGCGCGCCUACGGUUAUGGCGGGUAUUAUCGAUGGUGGUGUGGUAACAGGUCGGUCCCCGGGGGGGGGGGGAACAACUGAGGGGCGCGAUUC